AGGAAGCAGAAGAAGAAGAAGAAGAUCCACUGCUAACAACAAACAGGUGACCUGUCUUCUCUCUGUGCGAGGCCGUGGGUCAUGCAGUGUUAUAACGUGCUCUGGUGAAUAAACAGGAGUGUGCUGGAGAUGAGUUUCACUCUCCGCCUCCUGGUUUCCUGCGGCGACUGCUAUCAUGGACGCCUUCUGCUCAUCUGGUCUCAGUCGGUCCGAUCGCUGAGCUCUGGUCCUCGAAUCAGCCGCAGCCUGCGGGAGAGCUACCGGCUUCUGCAGCUGCCUGACGAGGGCAGCAGCAGUCCUGUGCAGGUGAAAGAGGCCUACCUGCGUCUCGCCAAGCUCUACCACCCUGACUCAGGGGUGCCAACCGCAGACGCGGUGCUGUUUGCUCGGGUCGAGGAGGCGUACCGUGCCGUGCUGGCGCAUCAGAGCAAAGUCAAGCAGCUGAGCGGAGAGAAGGAAGCUGAAGCUGAAGAUGAGGAUAAGUCCAGAGGUGCAGCACUCCAGCACAGACACUACCUCAGCUACGAGGGCGUGGGCACAGGCACGCCCAGCCAGCGUGAGCGUCAGUACCGUCAGAUUCGUGUCGACCGGGCAUCCGAGCAGGUUUUAAACUACCGACAGCAGGAGCACGAGAGGGCGGCGGCGGGCGAGGGAGCGCUGGUGGAACGAGACAUGCGCCAGCGUAGCCGCAAAAUCAAGAUCACCCAGGCGGUGGAGCGGCUCGUGGAGGAUCUGAUUCAGGAGUCGAUGGCCCGCGGAGACUUCAGGAACCUGAGCGGCGCCGGAAAACCCCUCAACAAGUUUGAGCACAAUCCCUACGCUGACCCCAUGACCCACAACCUGAACCGCAUUCUCGUAGACAACGGUUACCAGCCCCCUUGGGUUGUCACGCAGCGCGACAUCAGAGAGGCCACCGCUCAGAUCCGAAACAGGCUGCUGGACGGGCAGGCCCGGCUCAGCGACCCCGUGACUCCCAGAGAAAGCCGGGAGUGGGAGGAGCUGUGUGCGUCAGUGGAGGAGGAGCUAGUCAAACUGAACAAGCUGGUAGACAAUUAUAACCUGAUCGUGCCGAUGCUCAGCAUGCAGAUGGUUCACUUCAGUUUGUCCCGAGAGAUCGAGUGUGCCGUGAAAGGAGCUCGCCAACGCCGACUGCAGCAGCAAACGGAGAGAGAGAGGGAGCGCGAGAGGAGGAAGGAGGAGAAGAAACGAGCCAACGCCGCAGUGAUGACGAAGAACAGAAAACAUGGACUCGUGUCGUGGAUGCAGAAUUUGCUCCGAUAAAAAAACAACAACAAUUGUGUUUUUUAAUUUAACCAGCACCAAAGGUCUGCCCGAAGGCACUGAAGCUACAUCUGAGUUAUUCAAUUCUUACAGUAAUUUCAGUGGUCACCAGGACAUAAACACUGCAUGUGUCAAAUCAGCUGACUCUGCCCCAAAAAAGCAUUUAAAAUCUUUAAUUUUCCCUGGAAGUUAUGUUUCUAACAUCAGCUUUGCUGUUGGAUGGUUUCCCAUAGAUUUCUGUUCAGAGGCCUGAAGUACAAAGCAUCCUCAGGUAGAACGUCACAUCAGGUCGUGGUUAUACUGGUUAUACUGGGAAAAACAACAUAAAAACCCUCAUUCACUGACCAAUCAGAUACUUUGGUUUGAAGGAUUUUAAACUGUUUCUGAAUUAAAAAGUUCACCAUGAGUACAUUAAGUGCCCAGCUUCCUCCAGCUCAAUAACAAAAAGAUUAAACGGUCCGUUCUCGACUUGAUGCUUUUCCCUCCUCAUGGUAAGGAGGUGAAAGCAUCUUCCAGUCCAAAGGUGGUGGACACCUGGUAUAGCUAAUAGCUAAUAGAUAGGUGGUAUGUAAGGUGAUGUAGGGAAACUUGUGGUUUCAAACUUUAAUAAAGGCUCAUCACUGUGGAUUGUGGUCCUUGGUUUCUGUAGAUGUCCAGAAGUCGGGGUAUCCGUAACAAAGUGUAAGUGGUUGGAUCAUGUACCACACCACACCAUGUCCUUGUUUGUUGCAUUAAACUGCAGAGCUGAUAGAUUGA
Molecule: messenger RNA, 2037 nt
Organism: Haplochromis burtoni (Burton's mouthbrooder)
Lineage: Eukaryota; Metazoa; Chordata; Actinopteri; Cichliformes; Cichlidae
Gene: dnajc28
Product: DnaJ (Hsp40) homolog, subfamily C, member 28
Exons: 2
Coding region: 130-1281 (383 amino acids)
Source: RefSeq, a predicted model, not a curated record